AUGUCCACCGAACCCUGUCAAAACUUCUGCUGCUCCGCCUUUAUCCAAUACCUCGACGCUCCACUCACGAAGACCGACAUCCUGGAAACGGAGAUCCAUCCCCUCUUCGCUCCCAAGCACUUCGACAAAGCCAUCGACUACUCCCUCAUAGAACUGCCCCUCCGUCUGGUCUCCCAAUGGCUCAAAUUAGACCCCGUAGUCCGCUUGAUCGUGGUAAUGGCAGAGGGUGAGCUCAAACGUGACGGCGCAUGGAAAGGAUCCAAACCUUUCCCGGUCGACUUCAAAACAUUGGAUGGUUUCGCGAUGCGUGGUGUUUGGCCGAAUGUGGGGCGCUAUGCCACACCAGAGCAGGAUACGGUAGGUCCUGAGAUGCGCCAGCGAGCGGCAGAAUUGCUGCUAGGAGUCGUAGGUCUCAUUCGCUUCCGUAUCGAUGAGAUCUCCGGACACGAAGGUAAAUGUAUCCCCAGCGAACGUCCCCUCGUUCAUCCCAAUUUCCCUCGAGGAAGCAAGAGCAUAGUAUUCGUUGGGAAGGACAACUAUCGCUUGAUCGAGUCUUUUACGCCUGCAUCAGGUAAGUCCACGGCUCCAGAUUCCCCAACAUGGCUCCUCCUCAGCCGCUUUAACCUAGCGCAACUACUCAUCCACGAACUGUUUCACGCCCUCGAGCAUCUUUACAACGGCGUGCGAAAAGCUGAAUUCUUCUACGAAGAUUCCAGUAUCGCGGAAUGCGGGUGCGCGGUUGAGAACGCCAUAUUCGGGGGCCUACUAACAAGCAAUUCAAAUGUUGUGACUUCUAGAGCGAGUGAAUGGUGUGAAGCAAGCAAACGACGUCCCAGAUCGAAACCAAUGA
Molecule: messenger RNA, 850 nt
Organism: Lecanosticta acicola
Lineage: Eukaryota; Fungi; Ascomycota; Dothideomycetes; Mycosphaerellales; Mycosphaerellaceae
Source: the annotation of a GenBank genome assembly